AUGGACGGCAACGGCAAGAAACCGCGCGGCGGAAACAAGGCUGCACGGCCCGCGCCAGCCAUCGAUGCCACGCAGCAGCAGCAGCAGGCGGCGCGGGCUGCCCUGGAGACGCCGGCGUUAUCCGACGACGACGCCGCCGCGGCCCAGCAGGUCGAUGAUGGUCAUCCCGUAGCGUCAGUGGACGAGAGCCGCGGUGGGGGCGGCGCCGAGGAGGAGGAGGACAAUCCCGACGACGACGAGCAGGUGGAGAUGUUCUACGCGCUGCUGGCCAACAUCCGGGCAAUGAGGGGCCUGGCGCCGCACAACAUGGCUUCCUCCUCCUCCUGCGGCGGCCGCGGCGACAACGACGACACCGACACAGACACCGCCGGCGCCGGGGACUCUACGAGGAACAAGCGGCUGCGGCGGAGCGCGGAACCGCCGUGGAGGCCGGCGUUCAGGAUGGAGGACUUCGAGGAGCCGCCUCCUCCAACGGCGGCGUCGUGCAAGAUGAGUACGAAGCGGACGAGGGGCGCGGGCCACGAUGACCACUGCGGGCACGGCGAGAGCAGCGGAGGAUCAGCGCGUCCGCCAGUCGCCGUCGUCGCGUCGUCGUCGUCGUCGUCGUCGUCGUCGAUGCCGCACGCGGUGGUGAGCUUCCAACAGUCCGACAGCAGCAGGAGCUGCAGCAGAGAUUGA
Molecule: messenger RNA, 678 nt
Organism: Miscanthus lutarioriparius
Lineage: Eukaryota; Viridiplantae; Streptophyta; Magnoliopsida; Poales; Poaceae
Source: the annotation of a GenBank genome assembly